This is a messenger RNA of Penicillium cinerascens, 1632 nucleotides long. Its product is annotated as putative endosome-associated ubiquitin isopeptidase (AmsH). The transcript is spliced from 2 exons. The coding region runs from base 1 to 1632 and encodes 543 amino acids. Lineage: Eukaryota; Fungi; Ascomycota; Eurotiomycetes; Eurotiales; Aspergillaceae. Gene Ontology annotation, molecular function: metal-dependent deubiquitinase activity; K63-linked deubiquitinase activity; protein binding. Gene Ontology annotation, cellular component: endosome; membrane. Gene Ontology annotation, biological process: protein K63-linked deubiquitination. The record is from RefSeq and is a predicted model, not a curated record.
AUGGCUUCCAACAUCCCAGUGAUCAGUACUGGCGGAAGCCCUCCUCAGAGUGUGGAAAGCAUUACGAAAACCGCCCAGGAUUACGAGUACAACGAGGGCGUUCCACUCCGAUAUUGGCUUAGAACUGCUGCCACGCUCAUUCGCGAGGCACAAAUCUACGAACGCGAAGGACACGACGAGCAAGCAUACCUCUUGCUCUUUCGACAUGCCCAGCUCGUUCUGGUACGCCUGACCAACCAUCCGGAAGCCGCAAAGGACGGCAAAGACCGCAACGCACUCCUUGCAGCGGAGAAAGAGGUCGCAAAGAACCUUGUCAAAUUGGAGGUUCUGAAGCCACGGAUAAAGAAGCGAUACGAACGCUACAUUCAGUUGAUGCGCGAACGUCAGUCGCGAAAGCUCUCGUCGGAACCUGCCAUUCUGCCAGAACAACAAGAGCGACCUGCAGAUCCUGCACUAACCGGAGUCGUGGAGCCAUUGGAAGCUGGAAAGAAUCGUGACCUCGCUGUUCGAUUAGCACAAUCAGAGCUCACCCGCAGAGCUACUGUUCGGCAAUCCCAGGGCGAGCAAGACAAAAAACGCGCUGCUGGAGUCUGGGGCAACUGGGAGACUGCAUUGAAGACGAAUAACCGGACAGGGGAUCGUGACUUGAGCCAAAGGAUUCAGGAUAUCCGAUCCAACAUCGAUCACACGCAACCUGCCCAAAGGCCCACAGCGCGUGAAGUGCCAUCGGGUGUCGCCUCAGUUGCCGCAGCCUACAAAUACCCAACCGUGCCACAGUCAAAGGCACUGGAGCCCACUGUUUCUCCCGGGCAUAUCGCCAUUAGGGAUAAGAAUGUUGAGCGGCAGCCACCUCCAGUUCUUCCACCCAAAGAGCGUAUCGCACCUAGCAGAGCUACUUUCGUCGACGGCUCGGUGAGCUCAGAAGCUGUAGGUCUUCCGCCACGUCCGUCCAAGGUGUCACCAGGCCCACCACCCCCCGAGAAAUUACGACCUUCUGAAGACGCGACUUCCACGCGAUCCGACCUUGAUCCUUCCAGUUACACCUUCAAACCUUCUGCAUACCUGGAGAAUGGCACUCCCCUGCGGUCUGUCUUUCUUCCGGCCAAUCUCCGGUCGCGCUUCCUGGCUCUUGCCGGUCCCAAUACCCACCGCAAUCUUGAGACAUGCGGUAUUCUCUGUGGCACCCUAGUCUCGAAUGCUCUUUUUAUCUCCAGGCUCGUCAUCCCGGAACAGAUCGCCACGUCCGAUACGUGUGAGACGACCAACGAAUCUGCCAUUUUCGAUUACUGCGAUUCGGAGGAUCUCAUAAUGCUCGGAUGGAUCCACACGCAUCCGACGCAGACGUGCUUCAUGAGCUCCCGCGAUUUACAUACUCAUAGUGGCUACCAAGUCAUGCUCCCAGAGAGCAUCGCCAUUGUGUGCGCACCGAGUAAAGAUCCCGACUGGGGUGUCUUUCGCCUUACUGACCCUCCUGGUCUGAAGACGGUGCUUAACUGCACCCAAACCGGCCUGUUUCACCCACACGCCGAAGAGAACAUUUACACUGGAGCUCUGAGGCCCGGCCAUGUCUUUGAGGUCAAUGGGUUGGAAUAUGAAACUGUAGACUUACGUCCGAAGGAGUCACAAAAAUGA